Molecule: messenger RNA, 1624 nt
Organism: Gopherus flavomarginatus (Mexican gopher tortoise)
Lineage: Eukaryota; Metazoa; Chordata; Testudines; Testudinidae
Gene: RND3
Product: Rho family GTPase 3
Exons: 5
Coding region: 232-966 (244 amino acids)
Biological process (GO): small GTPase-mediated signal transduction
Molecular function (GO): GTPase activity; GTP binding
Source: RefSeq, a predicted model, not a curated record
CUCAUUGAGAGGAGACAGGAUUGGAAGACGGGCCGUAUAAAGUCGGCUAAGGAGGAGUGAGACAAAGCAGUCGGCUCGGAAUUGGACUUGGGAGACGGGCUGCGCAGCAGGGAUCAUCUUGCGAGGGGAGCGCGGGGCGCCAGGCUCCUACUUAGCUGGGUGUUUCGGUGGCUUUAUUUCUUUUGGGCAAACUCACUAUUUUUUGCUGCGAGAGAAAAUAAGGCAACAUCAAUGAAGGAGAGAAGAGCGAGCCAGAAAUUAUCCAGCAAAUCUAUCAUGGAUCCUAACCAGAACGUGAAGUGUAAAAUUGUGGUGGUUGGUGAUAGCCAGUGUGGGAAAACAGCGCUUCUGCAUGUCUUUGCUAAGGACUGCUUCCCAGAGAAUUAUGUCCCUACAGUAUUUGAAAAUUACACGGCCAGUUUUGAAAUUGACACACAAAGAAUAGAGCUGAGUCUGUGGGACACCUCGGGGUCUCCUUAUUAUGACAAUGUCCGCCCGCUUUCCUAUCCAGAUUCCGAUGCUGUCUUGAUUUGUUUUGACAUCAGCCGGCCAGAAACCCUUGACAGCGUGCUAAAAAAGUGGAAAGGUGAAAUUCAGGAAUUUUGUCCUAACACCAAAAUGCUUCUGGUGGGUUGCAAGUCUGAUCUGCGCACAGAUGUGAGCACAUUAGUGGAGCUUUCCAAUCACAGGCAGACACCAGUAUCAUAUGAUCAGGGUACAAAUAUGGCCAAACAGAUUGGAGCAGCCACUUACAUUGAAUGCUCAGCCUUACAGUCAGAGAACAGUGUAAGAGACAUUUUUCAUGUUGCCACAUUGGCAUGUGUAAACAAAACAAACAAAAAUGUUAAGCGGAACAAAUCACAGAGGGCAACAAAGCGAAUUUCACACAUGUCUGGCAGGCCAGAACUAUCUGCAGUUGCUACAGAUUUGCGAAAGGACAAAGCAAAGAGCUGCACAGUGAUGUGAAGGAUCUAGGUUUCCUUAGGAAGAGACAAUGUGUUCAGGAAAGGUGAAGACUCGAAGUACACAGCCAAAGUGGUAUAUAAUGUGUGGGCUUAAGUCAAUACUUUAAAGGAUACUCUUCACCUUUUGUGUGAGAUUGUAUUUAGGGAUUCAGCAUGUAGACUAAGCAGUGGGAAGAGAUGGAUCUGAAUGAGAUGACUGUCAAAAAUGUUACAUGGAAGAAAUGCCAAAAAAGGAAAAGAUUUGAAUGUGCUAGAGAAGAGGAGGAAAAGUAGCACGUCAGAGAAAGAAGAUGUCCUUGACAGUGGUUGUUUGUUUUCUUAAAGAUCUGUUCCUGGAUACUUACUUUGAUUUAAUUAAAAUAAUAUUUUAAUGUUCCUUUUUAAAAAUAAAUUAAAGAUGUUAAUAACACAUCCUCCUCAUUGGGGAACUAGCCCCAUGACCUUACAGUUAGUUUUUGCCACAGGAUAUGAUCUAAUUUCCUUGUAGCUCAUCAUUAAAAUGGAAAUUAUAUCAAGACCCAUGGGUCAUCCGGAGGAAAACUUGUAUAUGAAAAGCUUGGAAGUCAUGCCUUCCUGCGAUGGCUGCGCAAGCUAAAUUGAAACAUGUUAAUGACGAGAACCUGUUGAGACUUCCCAUUAUUAUAAGUGCCCUAGCACAA